AUGAGUGAAAUCAACCAGAUAAAGUGCGUUUUUCUUGGAGAUAGUGGAGUAGGAAAGACAUGCAUGCUGCACAGAUACAUAAAUGGAACAUUUAUUACACCUACUUCUCCAACAAUUGGCGGUUCUUAUUUAUCAAAAGUUAUUACAUACGAAGGACAUAAAAUUGAUUUAAUGCUUUGGGAUACAGCAGGUCAAGAGAUGUAUCGUGGCCUAGCUCCAAUGUAUUAUCGCAAUGCCAAAAUUGCAUUUAUUGUUUAUGAUGUUUCUUCUGCAAAGUCCUUUGAGUCGGUUAUGUACUGGGUUGAAGAAUUAAGACAAAAUACAGGAAAUGAUAUGAUUAUUGCAAUUGUUGGAAACAAAUGCGAUCUCGAUUCUAAAAGAGUAGUUGAUUUUGAAAAAGCCGAAAACUUUGCAAAGAGCGUUAACGGUGUUUACAUAGAAACAAGUGCCAAAUCUGGUUACGGAAUUGAUCAAUUAUUCGAAACUGGAGUAAGACUCGUAAUGACAAGCGCGUCCAAGGUUAUCAAGCCGAGUGUGGAAUUAGAAAAUAAACAAGAAAAGAAGGAAGAAUCCGCUUGCUGCUAA
Messenger RNA from Trichomonas vaginalis G3, 585 nucleotides. Its product is annotated as GTPase protein. The record is from RefSeq and is a predicted model, not a curated record. Bases 1 to 585 code for a protein of 194 amino acids. Gene Ontology annotation, molecular function: GTP binding; GTPase activity. The transcript has a single exon. NCBI's taxonomy places the organism in Eukaryota, Parabasalia, Trichomonadida, Trichomonadidae.